AUGGGUGAAAGACGAGCCUCAGGCCGCUCCAGAUGCAGGAGUGCUGCUUUUACCCAGACGGCCAUUCAGGAGGUUGGAAGACGUGGGUCUGGAAACCACGAUCAGGAACCGCUGCCAAAACCAACCCAGCCACAGAGCCUACCUGGCUAUAUAGCACCUCUGUCUUCCGAGUUGAACCUGCUGAUUUCCACAGACUCACAUGACAUCAAGCUGCUAGACUUUGGUUGUGGAGAUCUACUAAAGGACUCAGCUUACAGAUCGUUUGAAGGCACUCCUCAGUACGCCCCUCCUGAGUGGUUUCGUCGGCGCCGCUAUCAUGCAGGACCGGCUACUGUUUGGUCAGUGGGGGUGACACUCUAUAAAAUCCUGUGCGGUUGUUUGCCCUUCAGAACCGCAUGGAGGGUCACCUCCAAAACCAUACUGCACUUUUCUAGAGAGCUGUCUACAGCCUCAGGCCGCUCCAGAUGCAGGAGUGCUGCUUACACCCAGACGGCCAUUCAGGAGGUUGGGAGAUGUGGCUCUGGAAACCACGAUCAGGAACCUCUGCCAAACCCAACCCAGCCACAGAGCCUACCUGGCUAUAUAGCACCUCUGUCUUCCGAGUUGGCCGUUUCUGCAUCGACGGAUCAGCCCAACAGGAAGAGGAAGCGGCAGAGUGGCAGUCAGGGAGAUGAACGUCCAUCCACCUCAUGCAGAAGACCUGCCAAACGCUCUUGCAGAGCCUAUGAGAAGGGCCCAUUGCUGGGAAAAGGUGGAUUCGGCUCCGUUUAUGCUGGGACACGCAGAUCUGAUGGACUGCCAGUUGCCAUCAAGUAUGUGUCUAAACGCAAGACGCACAGGAGACUGAAAGUUGAAAGCCAUGGUCGGCUGCCGCUGGAGGUGGCGUUGAUGACCCUGGUCAGUUCAGAUCCUCCGUGCCCCAAUGUCCUGCAGCUGGUGGAGUGGUUUGACAGUCCCGCUCACUACAGCAUGAUCCUGGAACGCCCAGUUCCUUGCCAAGAUCUCCAGAGUUUCUGUGAUGAGAACGGCUGCCUGGACGAGAGCCUUGCCAAGAAAGUGCUGCUGCAGCUCAUCACCGCUCUGAAACACUGUGAGAGCCGCGGAGUCCUGCACCGGGACGUCAAGCCACAGAACCUGCUGAUUUCCACAGACACGCAUGACAUCAAGCUACUGGACUUUGGUUGUGGAGAUCUACUAAAGGACUCGGCUUACAGAUCGUUUGAAGGCACUCCUCAGUACGCCCCUCCUGAGUGGUUUCGUCGGCGCCGCUAUCAUGCAGGACCGGCUACUGUUUGGUCAGUGGGGGUGACAUUCUACAAAAUCCUGUGCGGUUGUUUGCCCUUCAGAACCGCAUGGAGAGUCACCUCCAAAACCAUACUGCACUUUUCUAGAGAGCUGUCUACAGAGUGUCGUCAGUUGAUUAGCUGGUGUCUCAGUGUCGCGGCGGCAGAUCGCCCCAGUUUAGACGACAUUGAGCGCCACCCCUGGUUACACUGAACAGGUGGCCAAUGACAUUAUAUUCAUCUGAAUCACAGCAGACAUUGGUUGAAUUGUAUUGUUUGGAUCAGUCUGGAUAAAUGAUUUUGAUUAUUUGUAUAGGGUGACCAGGACUGACACUGUGACUGUAGAGAACAGCUUUGGCUCUGGGUGGAUGCUGGAGGAGCUGAACACACAGC
This is a messenger RNA of Labeo rohita (rohu), 1676 nucleotides long. RefSeq names its product serine/threonine-protein kinase pim-3-like. The record is from RefSeq and is a predicted model, not a curated record. Gene Ontology annotation, molecular function: ATP binding; protein serine/threonine kinase activity. Lineage: Eukaryota; Metazoa; Chordata; Actinopteri; Cypriniformes; Cyprinidae. Gene Ontology annotation, biological process: protein autophosphorylation; negative regulation of apoptotic process; regulation of mitotic cell cycle. Bases 1 to 1497 code for a protein of 498 amino acids. The transcript is spliced from 9 exons. Gene Ontology annotation, cellular component: cytoplasm.